This is a messenger RNA of Symbiodinium natans, 993 nucleotides long. The record is from the annotation of a GenBank genome assembly. NCBI's taxonomy places the organism in Eukaryota, Dinophyceae, Suessiales, Symbiodiniaceae.
AUGAAGCAAUCAUGUGUUCUGCUCUUUGUGACGGCCGCACUCGCCCGGAAGCUCGCGCAUCUUGACGGGGAGGCCGCCCUUGGAGCAAAACAAGCUCUUCACGAGCAGUCUGCAGUGCAGAAUUCCGAGAUAAUGAAGUCAACGCAGCUGAUGGAGGCAUCUCAGCAAUCCGACAGGAACGCUGUGAAGCAACUGCUUCGAGAGGAAGCAUCCAUCACAACCAAUGCCAUGAAGCAACUGCUCAAGGAGGUUCAAGCAGGCUUCCAGAGCAAGGAGGCGCAUCUGGAGCGCGAGCUCCAAGAGGAGAGAGUGGCGCGUGCCAAGGAGGAGAAGGAUCUCCUUGCUGAGCUUCAGGAGGAGAGGGCGGCACGAGCCAAGCAGCAAGCGGAUCAGCAGGAGACACAAAACAACGUGAAGGAACUCACACAGCUGCUCAAGAAGGCCACUGACGACAUGAAGGAAGCGAAGGCUGUUCACUUACACGAGAGCGAGCAGCCCCACUCCUUGGCCGAGGAGCUGAUUCGCGAGAUCAAAGAAGAGAAGGCCAAGGACGCUCAAGAGAAGAAGGCGGUCAUGGCUGAGAUCAAGCAGAUAAAGACAGUGCAGGCCACCGAGAGAAGCGACAAGCAGGUGGAGGAGAGACAGCUGGAACACAUCACCCAGCUGCUGGGGACGCUGGGAUCCUCGCGUUCGGAGAACUCCGUCACGCAGCCAAAGGAGUACUGCGCAGGUUGCGAGGCCAUGGACGCAACAGGAGCCGCAGGAGCAUGUAAGACCUGCAGCGGGGGGUUUACCCGACUUACCGCGGGAACCUGUGUCGCCUGCAUGGACUUUCCGCACUGGGUGGACAACACCUCCAAGAAUUGCUACGAGGCGAGCUGCUCAGAUGAAGCUUGGGCUCGCAGUUUUUCGAAGUCCGUUGGGGAAAUGGGAGUCCCUGCUUUUGUUUUCUGGAAUGUUCCAAUUCUUGGGAUCAUGAUCGGAGAAGCGUGA